Coffea arabica (coffee) is the source of this 3063-nucleotide messenger RNA. RefSeq names its product serine/threonine-protein phosphatase 7 long form homolog. Gene Ontology annotation, biological process: meristem development; meristem maintenance. NCBI's taxonomy places the organism in Eukaryota, Viridiplantae, Streptophyta, Magnoliopsida, Gentianales, Rubiaceae. The record is from RefSeq and is a predicted model, not a curated record.
UUUCUCACUCUCAAAUUUGCUCUAAGAGACCAGGUGCUCUUUCUUCUUGUAAUCGGAAUCUGUGAAGUAGCUGCUCUCUCAAGCAGUACCUCUCGGUGGUCAGGCAGAUUUGCUGGCGACAAGAAAGUAUCUUUGCUCUCUCAAAUGGUUUCUAGGGUUAAGCAGAUUUGCUGGCUACUUAAAAAUCUACUGGCCGAAACUUUUUUGAGAGAUUGAUAGUUGUAGAAAUAGUAGUAGAAAAAGUGUUCGGUUAUUUUUGAGAGCUUGCAAAAAUUAUUGCGUGAACAGGCAGCUUCAUUAUCAGAAAAGUAGAUUCGCUGUUGAAGUGAAAGCCGAGGGCUAACAUCAGGGACCAGCUGUUGGUAUCGCCGUGUUACGUAAGGCCGCCGUGCUAAUCAAUUGCGGUGUUGAUAAAGGCGUAAUUUUUUCAGAUUACGAAUCUUUUCGUACAGGUUAAUGGAGAGUUGGCGUAUCAUACCCAACGCCGCCGCACAACAGGGACCAAUUGAUGACAGUGUUCUGUAUCUACAAUCCGAGCAUAGGUCCGGCGCAGUUUUCAAUGGCGUAGGUGCAGACCUUGAUGUUAGAAGAUGUGACAAAAAAUUCUUUCAGCCCCUACGUAAUUUGGAUCCAUGAGUGGCGCACUAUAUAGAUCAAGCAGGAUUUCGUGGUGUCCGAGUGGCUGGAUAUCUUACUGUAGACCAUGGACUCAUCACAGCUCUCGUCGAGCGCUGGAGACAGGAGACGCAUACCUUCCAUCUUCCAGUUAUGGGCGAGUCGACGAUAACUUUGCAAGAUGUAGAAGUGCUCUGGGGUCUACGCGUGGACGGGCGUCCAGUUACACUGCAUCACGUUAGGCGAACUGUACAAGAGCGCAAACAUCUAGUGAACGAGGUUUUAGGCUUUUGGCCGGAAGAUGCGAUGCUAAAAGGUGGCCGCCUGAAGAUGUCUUCUAUGUACAGACAGUUGACUACGCCAGUACCGCCUGAUGCUCCUGAUGAACUGGUACGACAGUAUGCUCGCAUGUACCUAUUGAUUUUAUUGGGUGGUCUACUAUUCGCGGAUGCAUGCGGGAAUGUUGUUAGUCUAAACUGGUUAGACUAUGUUCGAGAUUUGGAGGCGAUGGGGGAGUACAGUUGGGGGUCAGCGACUCUUGCUUGUUUAUACUCACGUUUGUGUCACGCUUGCCGUGCUUCUACUACUACCACAGGCGGUCCUUAUCUAUUACUCCAAAUAUGGGCAUGGGAGCGGAUUCCCAGCAUUCGACCGGAGAUGUAUCCAGCGCCUGAGAUCGGUGAAUUUCCGGUAGCUGGUAGAUGGGUGGCUGAACGUACAGGAGUUGAUCCUCCGGGUAGGCGCAGCAGCUACUAUCGUGAGCAUAUUGCAUUGCUCCGCAUGGAUGAGUUCAUAUGGAUGCCGUACAGUGACGAAAGAUUAGCUGCACUACCACGAUACUGUAGACACGGCGAGCGCAUUUGGCGUGCCAGAGUUCCCCUCGUAUUUUGGCACAUUAUUGAGUUUCACUGCCCAGAUCGGGUCAUGCGUCAGUUUGGACUAGUGCAAAACGUUCCCGAACCUGUUAACACAAAUCCGCAAGGGCUUCAUCAGUUCGAUUUGUCGGGCUAUCCUGGAAGGAAUUGGGCACAAUUCCAUAGCGCGUGGAUACAAUAUUGGAAUGCUCGCGCAAAUGCGGAGGUCACAGGUCAGCUUGCUGAUACAUUCAGGCCAUCAAAUGAUUAUCUCAAAUGGUAUCACGAGCACACUAUUCUAUAUAUUUCGAACCCUAGUGACCAGAAUCUGCAGAUGGGCCAAAUGCUUCAGGGAGUCUCUGGGCAAUUUGAAUAUCUGGUAUGCAUUUACUUGAGACUUCCGUCAUUGGGAACCAUUUUUGGAGCAUAGGUGCGUUAUAUAAUUGUUCCUAACAACUACGCGAUCAAUUUUUUGUUACAAACGGGUGCUAUGCAGCGUAUUGUUCAACAGACACAGAAUGUUAUCAAUAUUGAUAACAUAGGAGAAAGAGCACUUCCACGUCUCUGUACCAUCAUGGAUGGUGCAUAUGGUUCGAUGCAGUAUCUCAGACGGUUUGAUCGUAUGGUUGUAGGACAGUCCGAUCCAUUCGAUUCUGGGCAUCCUUCGACAUCAAAUGUCCCAUUCCAGACACCUGGUCGACGAGUUCCAUCUCAUACAGGCCCUUCGUCUAGUCGUGGUAGACAGAGGAGGCAUGAUCAGCACGAUGGACCGACCGUUGUUGAACCUAGCGUUCAAGUCACGGGAAUGGAUACUGGUCAUCCGCACACGCCUCCGGUUCAGCAAUUCACCGCAUUCGCACCUUCACCAGUGCCGGGAGUAGAUCGGGGGAUGGCUGCACGGCAUCAUGUAUCUGGGGACAUGUUUAUUCCACAGCCAGCGUCGAUGACCAUUGGUGCACAAGCAACACCGUCGUAACAAUUUCCUCCAUUUGCUGUACCACCGACGCCAGUUGCUGGCAUGUAUGGAUUUGAUCCACGAUUUCCUUCUUCAUCACAAUUACCUCCGUAUGAGCAUGUCCCCAUGACAGGAGACUUUUCUUCCCAUGCGGCAUUACAUCCUAUAUUCACUCUUCUCAGUGGAACGGGAGGCACUUCUUCAUCGUUGGAGCUUCCAGAUUAUUACAGUCUCGGACAGCCAUCGGUCUUCCCGUCUACCAAUCAGCGGAGUUAUGCAUCCGAUCAUGUAUCGACAGGAGAUUUUGUCACCUAUCGUUCCACGAACGAUUCUGAGAGCAGCGAUACUUCCGAUGCGUUAGAGACGGAUGACGUUGACCCUGAUAGUGGUUCCAGGGAUGAUCCGUCGGCUCGUGAUUAUUCCAAUCAUCCUGGUGUCGUUAUUGGCGAGCGUCAGAGACGACGACCGAAGAGAUUUUGCUGCCCUUCUACAACGCCGAAAAAUGUUGGUAAGGGUAAGGGGAAGAGCAAAGGCAACAGGCGCCCUAAGCAUUGAUCACGUGUAAAUAAUGACUAUGUUAGGUAGUUAUCUAAUGAAUGUUACUUUCCUUAACUUUAAAUUUCAUCUAGUUUAAUUUUA